AGCAAUUGAAUGCUUAAAUAGCUUACAGUCAAACGCGGCUACAAUAGCCAACUCUACAACGAAGGAUCCUAACAUAAGGAGACAUUACACACUUUCCGAUAUGGCUGUAUACCUCUCUAAAAUGGGCUAUAGCACUACGGAUUUGAACAAAUUAAACGUUAUACAUAUCACAGGUACUAAAGGAAAAGGCAGUACAACAGCAUUCACUUCUAGUAUCUUGCAAUCCUUAUCACCGCGCUCUAAAAUUGGUCUAUACACUUCACCUCACCUUGUAGCAGUUAGGGAGCGUAUACGCAUAAAUGGUAAGCCAAUUACAGAGGAGAGCUUCACAAAAUACUUCUUCGACGUAUGGAACACUCUCGAUAGCGAAGUUAAAAGUCUUGAUGGUGAGACAAUUCUCCCAGCUAAACCUGCUUACUUCCGUUUCCUCACUUUAAUGGCAUUCCAUACGUUCUUAUCAGAGAAUGUUGAUGCUACUGUCCUUGAAGUCGGUAUUGGUGGGACGUACGAUUGCACUAAUCUCGUACCAUCACCGACAGUAGCUGCAGUUAGUAGUCUCGGUUUAGAUCACACAGCCCUACUAGGUAACUCUAUACGCCAAAUUGCCCAAAAUAAGGGUGGUAUAUACAAACAAAACAGACCUGCUAUAUCUGUUAAUCAACCAGAGGAUGGUAUAAAAACUCUCCAAGAGUGUGCAAGCAAGGUUCAUGCACCAUUUACCUUAAUAGACGAUCAAAAAUACAACCUGGAUGAUAUUGAAUUGGGAUUGAAAGGCCAACACCAAAAAUUAAACGCAAAAUUAGCCAUAGAAGCGGCCAAAGUGUUUAUUCAAUUUACAGAUAAUGAUAACUUCAAGAAUAUCCUUCAAAACCACGACUGGAAUGUCCUUCCAGAGGUCUUCGUUGACGGUCUCGUAAACGCCAGAUGGCCAGGCCGUUGCCAAACUGUUGCCGAUCCAUCUCGUCAAAAUACCACUUGGUAUCUCGAUGGAAGCCAUACAACGGAUAGUUUGAAAGCCUGUAUGGAUUGGUUUGGAGAUAUAGUCAAAUCUGACGCUAAUAAUAAACGAUACCUCAUUUUUAACUGCACAAACGGCCGUUCAGCUCAUACAUUACUCUCUACAAUGCUUCAUACGUUCUCAUCAGUCGCAGGUGAAAGUGUAAACAUCAGUACUUUCUUUGAGAAGGUUAUAUUUUGCACUAAUAUUACAUACAUAUCUGGUAAUUUCGCAUCUGAUCUCACAUACAAGAAUAUUAAUCAGAAGGACAUCCAGGAGUUGACUGUGCAGAAUGAGCUCAAGAGUGUAUGGCAUAGUCUCAUACCAGAAUCUGUUGACAAGUCCGUCGUCGCUGUACCUUCAAUUGAAGCUGCGAUUAAGGAGAUUGAUACAUCGGACAGUGAUAAACAAGUACUCGUUUGUGGUUCUUUACAUCUCGUCGGCGGUGUUAUUGAAGUCGCAGGAUUGUCUGAAUUAGCGCUGUAAUCUUUC
Messenger RNA from Wallemia mellicola CBS 633.66, 1489 nucleotides. RefSeq names its product FolC bifunctional protein. The transcript has 2 exons. Gene Ontology annotation, biological process: tetrahydrofolylpolyglutamate biosynthetic process. Bases 101 to 1483 code for a protein of 460 amino acids. Lineage: Eukaryota; Fungi; Basidiomycota; Wallemiomycetes; Wallemiales; Wallemiaceae. Gene Ontology annotation, cellular component: mitochondrion; cytosol; cytoplasm. Gene Ontology annotation, molecular function: ATP binding; tetrahydrofolylpolyglutamate synthase activity. The record is from RefSeq and is a predicted model, not a curated record.